AUGGCCUCCCAGAUUAGUCAGAAUUACCACCAGGAUUGUGAAGCUGCUGUCAACAAGCAGAUUCAUGUGGAGCUCACUGCCUCCUAUCUCUAUCAGUCUUUGAUGUCCUACUUUGACCAGGACGAUGUUGCCCUCCCCCAUUUCUCCCGGUUCUUCAAACAUCAGUCCCAGGAGAAGCAGGAACAUGCAGAGAAGCUGCUGAAAUUCCAGAAUCAGCGUGGAGGCCGGGUCCUCCUCCAGGAUGUGAAGAAGCCAGAGAGGGAUGAGUGGAGUAACAGCCUGCAGGCAAUGCAGGUUGCCCUGGAUCUGGAGAAGAAUGUGAACCAGAGUUUGCUGGAUCUACACCGACUCACCACAGCCCAGACUGACCCUCAUCUGUGUGACUUCCUGGAGACCCACUAUUUGGAUGAGGAGGUGGAGAUCAUCCACGGCCAGUACACCUACUCCACAUGUUGUUUGACUGUGGUGGGAGACUGGAACAGAUCCACAGUCGACGAGAUCUCGGCAGAUUCAGAAUGGAUCCACGAUGUACAUCAGUUGUCUGUACUAAAUGGUCCGUAA
Molecule: messenger RNA, 561 nt
Organism: Stegostoma tigrinum
Lineage: Eukaryota; Metazoa; Chordata; Chondrichthyes; Orectolobiformes; Stegostomatidae
Product: ferritin, heavy subunit-like
Exons: 6
Coding region: 1-561 (186 amino acids)
Biological process (GO): intracellular iron ion homeostasis; iron ion transport
Cellular component (GO): cytoplasm
Molecular function (GO): ferric iron binding; ferrous iron binding
Source: RefSeq, a predicted model, not a curated record